AUGGCCGACGAAGAAGACUACUCUUCUCUCCCUCUCCCCGAGAGAUUUGCGCACAAGGUCUGGAAAGUACGGAAAGAGGGCUACGAAGCGGCCAAGAAACAAUUUGAAAUAUCUCCAGAUGAAGACGCUCCCGUAUUUCGACCGUUCCUACAAGAUCCGACCAUUUGGAAGGGCGUCGUCGCAGACACAAACGUUGCCGCCCAGCAGGAGGGUCUUGCUGCAUACUGCUCCUUUCUGCAAUAUUCAGGGGCCCAGGCCUGUAAUAGAACACGCUCUGUUACUGCCGCACCCAUAAUCGAGAAGGGCCUUCCCCAAACCCGCCCCGCAGCAAAAGCGAGUGCGCUCGAAGCACUGUUGCUAUUUAUUGAACUCGAUAAACCUGAGCCAGUUAUUGAAGAGCUUGUCGCUGCCCUCUCACAUAAGACCCCCAAGGUCGUGGCCGCCGCUCUAUCAGCCCUUACCUCUAUAUAUCACAACUAUGGAAUCAAGAUAGUGGAAACAAAGCCGGUUCUUAAAGCUCUGGCGAAAGUCUUCAGCCAUGCAGACAAGAACGUGAGAGCAGAAGCCCAAAAUUUGACGGUAGAGCUUUACAGAUGGCUCAAGGAAGCCCUCAAAGCUACCUUUUGGAACGACUUGAAGCCGGUACAGCAACAGGACCUGGAGAAACAAUUCGAAAAAGUGAAACAAGAUCCCCCGCCAAAACAGGAACGGUUUACCCGCACACAACAAGCGGCCAUGGCUGAGGCCAGUGCAAAUCCUGGCGCUGAAGAUGGCAUGGGCGAGGCUGAAGGUGACAACCUGGAAGAUGACGGUGAAGUCGAUGUCUUUGAUCUAGUUGAAGCGGUAGACAUAAUUGCAGCCGCGCCAAAGGACCUUCACCAGAAUCUAGCCUCAUCCAAAUGGAAGGACAGGAAGGAGGCACUGGAUGACUUAUACAAGGUCGUUAACGUCCCCAAGAUCAAAGAGGGCAAUUUUGAUGAACUAUGCGGUGACCUUGGCAAAUGCAUGAAAGAUGCGAACGUCCUGGUAGUGACAGUUGCAGCGAAUUGUAUCUGCGCGAUUGCAACUGGGCUUCGGAAAGGAUUUGCCAAAUACCGCUCCGUUGUGAUGCCGCCAAUGAUGGAACGACUAAAAGAGAAGAAGGCUACGGUAUCAACUGCAUUAGGCCAGGGUUUGGAUGCCGUGUUUCUAUCAACAAGCUUGACCGACUGCCUGGAAGAUAUCCUUGGGUUCCUAAAGCAUAAGAAUCCUCAAGUGAAGCAGGAAACCUUCAAGUUCCUAGUCCGCUGUCUACGAACUACCAGAGAUGUACCUUCAAAGGGGGAGGUAAAAUCAAUAGCUGAAGCUGGAACAAAACUUCUCACAGACUCGAGUGAAGUCACUAGAUCAGGAGGCGCGGAAAUCCUGGGAACUCUCAUGAAGAUUAUGGGUGAACGUGCAAUGAAUGUAUAUCUGGACGGGCUAGAUGACAUUCGAAAGACCAAGAUCAGGGAGUUCUUUGAAACGGCAGAGGUUAAAGCGAAGGACAGACCAAAACCCAUAAUCGGUCCACCAAAGACUACCGCUACACCAGCAAAGAAACCAAUGGGUAAGAAGCCGUUGGGCGUUAAGAAGCCUGCUCCAGCUUCUGCUGCCGCCGCUGCCCCCGCCGCCGCUCCAAGCGAACCUCCAGCGUCGCCAGCACCUGCAAAGAAGGCCGCCCCCAAGAUAGGAGCUCCUCGUGGCCUUGCCACUCCUGGCUCUGGACUGAAACUGAAAUCCAAACUGGCUGGACCAGGCGGUGCUGCUUCUCCGCAACGCCGCGUCGUUUCGCCCCCCAUGGAGGAUCCAGCAGCACUUCCUCCUCCUCCUCCCAAGUUUGGAAUUGGCGGUGGUGGUAGGGGACUAGCUAGUCGACCAAUAGGUAAACCAAGUGCACCUGUGCAGGAGCAACCAAUUGCUCAGAUCGCCACCGGCUUAUCUGCUAUUGAAAGAGCCGAGCUGGAGGAGCUUCGGGCGGAAAACGCGAGGCUAUCUAAAAUGACCGAAGAGCUACGAGCAGAGCGGUCAAGAUUAUCAUCUGAAGUCCAUGAACUUCAAAACCAAAACGCUCAGCUGAUAGAAGACCAUACCCGAGAUGUGCUAAGCAUCAAGGCUAAGGAGACUCAACUAGUUCGAGCACGAGGAGAUGCGGAAACUGCAGAACAAAGUGUUCAAAAGCAGCAGCGAGAGAUCGAGAGGCUGAAACGGGAGCUCUCGCGGGCUAUGAGGGCCGGAGCAACCAGUCCUCCAAUGACACUACCUGAUAUGAGCCUCAACAUGGGUAUCAGUGAUAACGGAGGCAUCUACCAAGAUGAUAUGCAUCGCAUUAACGGAACACCCUCUCGUGCUAGCCUUCAUAUGGGAUCUCGAUUCGAAAGCGCGCGGCCAAGAAGCUUCGUUUCAUCAAGUCCAAGCGAGGAAAAGGAAAACACAGGCAUGGUUUCUCCUGCUCUGAGCACCGGAUUCUCAGGCCGCAGAAAGUUUAGCCCUCCCGCUGGAUCUGCAUACUCUUCUGGCAGGGGUAGCCCGGCAAGAACUUCGAGGACCCCGACAGGUGAUGCGCCUGUGUCAAUCGAACCGUCAGAAAACUGGAAGAGAGCUGCUGAAGUAACAAGCCAAUUGAAAGCUAGAAUAGAGCAGAUGAAGACUCUCACUCUUCCCUAA
Molecule: messenger RNA, 2685 nt
Organism: Trichophyton benhamiae CBS 112371
Lineage: Eukaryota; Fungi; Ascomycota; Eurotiomycetes; Onygenales; Arthrodermataceae
Exons: 4
Coding region: 1-2685 (894 amino acids)
Biological process (GO): mitotic spindle organization; microtubule polymerization; establishment or maintenance of microtubule cytoskeleton polarity
Cellular component (GO): spindle pole body; kinetochore; centrosome
Molecular function (GO): microtubule plus-end binding; microtubule plus end polymerase activity
Source: RefSeq, a predicted model, not a curated record